AAUGUCUUCGCGAUGCCAUCUGCAACCGAUGAACGAAAGCCCAGCGCCGACAGGCGGCCGUCGCGGCGUGUCCUACGCAAGGACAUCGAUCAAAACUGGGGCAUCGCGGCUGCCGCAGCCAUCGCAUCUUUUUUCAACAUGGCGACGCAGAUAAACUCAGGCUUCUACUUCGUUGCCAUCAUGGACACAUUCGCCACCGACUACACUUCCGCCUCCUGGCCAGGAAGCGUGUUCACCAUAAUGACAUACUCGGGAAGUUGCUUCGUGGUGCUCCUUCAAAAGUUCCUCACCGUUCACCACAUAGCUCUGUUCGGCAGUGUUUUGCUCUGGACACCGCUGAUCGGCGCAGCAUUCUCUCCCAACGUCACCUGCAUGACUGCCACCCUCGGCGCACUGCAUGGUGCCGGUGCAGGGAUCGUGCUCGUGAGUCUCAUGGUAAUACUGGGCACGCAUUUUGACAAGUACCUCGGUGCAGCCAGUGGUAUCCGGGACGCCGGAACGACGCUGUGCGCCUUCGCGUUUCCCUCGCUCCUCUCCUAUCUGAGUGAACACUACGGCCUUCGUGGAACCCUGUUUAUUUACAGCGCUUUGUCCAUGCACGUAAUGGCCGUGACGUUUUGGCUUUGGAUGCGAGCUGGAGUGGAAAAAAAGAAUGAGGCUUAUCGUAGGGCAUCGUGCAAGACCACUGCUUUUCAUUCUAACGCAUCCAACUGGACUAUUGGUGCACAUCGAGGAGACUCCAUCCCUUGCAUCAGUGACAAACCUAACAACAACGGUGUUCCACCUCAAAAGGUCGGUUUCGGGCAAGUACUUCACCAGUCCUUCACACUGCCGCCGAAGACUCCUGAAGAAAUGGAUGACGAGGAGGUACCAAUGUCUUUCCUUGAAAAGUUUUCCAUCCUGAAGAUGCCGAGUUUCUACGUAGUGGCCAUCGGUGCUGUGGUGGAGAUCUACGGCUACAACGUAUUCCUAGAGACAAUCGACAGCUACGCAACUGACAAGGGCGCCCCGCAGUCGGAAGCCGACAUGGCAGUUACGUACGCGACUAUUCUGGAAGUCAUUGGCUACGUCGCAGUACCCCUCAUCGCCGACAUGGGCUUCGUCGGUCGCCCAGCAUUGGCAGCCAUGUGCUUUGGUGCAAUGGGGCUAUUGUACGGUGCGGUGCCACACGCCCCGUGGUCAGUGCCGUACUUGUCCGUUGGCGCCAUCCUCGUGAUGUUCGUAGCCACGACGAGCUCGCUACGCUGCUCAAUAAUGACGGAAUUCUUCGGUGCUCAGCAAGUUCCCGUGUGCAUGGCAGCGUCUGGCUUGUUGCUUAUUCCUGUGCAACUGUGCAGCCCAUCAAUCAUCGGAUUCUUUCGUGACGACCUCGGCUCGUACGAUGGCAUGUACAGGCUUCUAGGAGCAUCCAACCUCCUGGCUGCCGUGCUGUACACACCGCUAGCCAUACUCACGUCUUGCAAGAAGGACACGGCUGACAACAAGGCGUCCGAAAAGGAAACCGAGACGACGAGAAUGUAGCGCAUACUGCUCGAACAAUGCAAAGCGAGACACUUUACGUGACAGCUACGAAGGAACCGCUUUCAACGCUGAUGUUCUCUCAACAAACGUCGUAGUUUUGUCCCAAAUGCGAAGCACACACAACGAAAGCCGCGUUAUGCAGAAGGGUCACUCCAUGCCAACUGCCCCUGACAUUGUCCUCAGCCAUUGCAGACCUUGCUGAGGAAAUUUGUGCCUUUAUGCGGCACCACAUUGAGCAUCCUCAUA
Messenger RNA from Rhipicephalus sanguineus (brown dog tick), 1767 nucleotides. RefSeq names its product monocarboxylate transporter 10. The transcript has 4 exons. NCBI's taxonomy places the organism in Eukaryota, Metazoa, Arthropoda, Arachnida, Ixodida, Ixodidae. Gene Ontology annotation, biological process: transmembrane transport. Gene Ontology annotation, molecular function: monocarboxylic acid transmembrane transporter activity. The coding region runs from base 13 to 1521 and encodes 502 amino acids. The record is from RefSeq and is a predicted model, not a curated record.